Sphenostylis stenocarpa is the source of this 4707-nucleotide messenger RNA. NCBI's taxonomy places the organism in Eukaryota, Viridiplantae, Streptophyta, Magnoliopsida, Fabales, Fabaceae. The record is from the annotation of a GenBank genome assembly.
AUGACUCAAGCCAAUGGCCACCACCGUGUUCAAACAGCUAUUGACAUAAAGAAACCACCCGUGAGCUUCACUGGGGGUCUUGUGUUUGAGUGCCUAACUUACACUGUGAGAAAAGAUACCAAGGUGGAGGGGAAGUGGUCGCGUGAAGAGGUGAAUUUACUGCAUGAUAUCACUAGUUAUGCACCAAAGGGUUGCAUCACUGCAGUGAUGGGCCCUAGUGGUGCAGGAAAAUCCACUCUCUUGGAUGGCCUUGCUGGGAGGAUUGCGAGUGGAAGCCUUAAAGGGAGGGUCUCCUUGGAUGGUGCAACUGUGACAGCAAGUUUGAUCAAAAGAACUUCUGCAUAUAUCAUGCAGGAAGAUAGGCUUUUCCCUAUGCUAACUGUCUACGAGACUCUCAUGUUUGCUGCUGAUUUCCGCCUUGGACCACUCUCAUUCGCUGAUAAGAAACAGAGGGUGGAGAAGCUCAUUGACCAGCUUGGCUUAAGGUCAUCUCGGAACACUUACAUAGGAGACGAAGGAACGAGAGGAGUGUCCGGCGGAGAGCGACGGCGCGUCUCAAUCGGCGUGGACAUCAUCCACGGCCCAUCACUUCUCUUCCUGGAUGAGCCAACCUCAGGGCUAGACUCCACCAGCGCCCAUAGCGUGAUCGAGAAAGUGCACGACAUCGCACGCAGCGGUAGCACCGUCAUCCUCACCAUCCACCAACCCUCCUCCAGAAUCCAACUCCUCCUCGACCACCUCAUCAUCCUCGCACGGGGCCAGCUCAUGUUUCAAGGCUCGCCGCAAGACGUGACCAUCCACUUGUCACGCAUGCCACGCAAAGUCCCCAAGGGAGAGAACCCCAUUGAACAUCUGAUUGACGUGAUCCAAGAGUACGAUCAGAGUGAGGUUGGUGUUGAAGCACUUGCAGAGUUUGCACGCACUGGCGUGAAGCCACCUCCUUUGUCUCACCAGCAACAAUCCCUGUCCUCUAUUGCACCUUCUGCCCCUUUCUCGCACCAUGGCAACAGGUUUGAGGAGAAAUCUAUGGAGUUUUCUCACUCGUCGCAGGUGAGUAGAAGGUUGUUGGACGAUUUUGAUCACAGUCUCAGAAGUCCGUAUAACAACACUUCCAUGUCGUGGAGCACUGGGAAUAGUGCAGCAUUUCUCAAAUUCACACCUUCACGGCUUAAGAAUGAUCACAAGCUCCCCAAUAGCACAAGAAACGAUGCUUCACCUGGGUACUACACGUACUCGAGUGAAAUCCUUCAAGCCACUCCGACACCCCACAGCAGUGACUACACAGUGAAUGAGAAUGACUACCUCACUCCCUCAAAUGGCAGACAAGUACAGCUUGGCCCAAAGUUUUCAAAUUCUUACCUAACAGAGAUAUGGAUACUCAUUCGCCGCAACUUCAUAAACAUCAGGCGCACCCCUGAGCUUUUCCUCUCAAGACUCAUGGUUCUCACCUUCAUGGGCUUCAUGAUGGCCACCAUGUUCCACAACCCUAAACAAGAUUUGCAAGGAAUCACCAACCGCCUCAGCUUCUUCAUCUUCACAGUUUGCCUCUUCUUCUUCUCUUCUAAUGAUGCUGUCCCAGCCUUCAUCCAAGAAAGGUUCAUCUUCAUAAGGGAAACUUCUCACAAUGCCUAUAGAGCCUCCACUUACACCAUUGCAGGCAUAAUCACUCACAUGCCGUUUAUUCUUCUCCAAGCAGCUACCUAUGCAGUCAUUGUUUGGUUUGCCCUAAAACUUCGAGGCCCUUUCCUUUACUUCUUGCUUAUUCUCUUCGUGUCUCUUCUGUCAACUAAUUCAUUCGUGGUGUUUGUGAGCUCAGUGGUGCCAAACUACAUCUUGGGUUAUGCUAUGGUUAUUGCCUUCACUGCAUUGUUCUUCUUGUUCUGUGGAUACUUCUUGAACAGCCAUGACAUUCCCCGUUAUUGGCGUUGGAUGAACAUAAUUUCAACGAUGACAUACCCUUAUGAGGGGCUCUUGAUGAACCAGUAUCAGAUCAGUGAUCCCUUUGGAUUUAUCGAUGGAAAACCCAUUACCGGUUUUCAGAUCUUGGAUAGUCUACAUAUCAAGACUGAUGGACGUCGGAAGAGGACAGUGGUGCUUAUAAUUUUAUGGGAAUCUGAUGAACUUCCUAAUCUAGUGCUGAUAAUCUUUCUAAGAUCAGCUUCUGGCUCUACAACUGAAGGGUUUGAAAACAUAGCCUGCUGUGCUGAUUCAAAUUACACAGAUACGCAGACCACCUUAAAUUACCAAACAGAUUACACAUGGUUCCCUGAUAAAGGAACCUGCAGAAGAACCAAAUUUGAGUUGAAUCAGAAAGUUCGACUGUUUUUAAUAGAUGAAGGAAAGAGAUGUUACAAUUUGCCAACAACUAAGAAUAAAGUAUAUCUGAUAAGGGGCACAUUUCCAUUCGACAGUGUAACUUCUUCUUCCUUCAAUGUUUUAAUUGGAGUAACACAAUUAGGUGCAGUGAAACCAUCCACGACCCAGGAUUUGGAAAUUGAGAUUGAGGGAGUUUUUAGGGCUAACAAAGACUACAUAGAUUUCUGCUUAGUGAAGGGGGAGGCGGAUCCCUUUAUUUCUCAGCUUGAAUUAAGGCCAUUGCCUGAAGAGUAUCUACUACAUGAUUUACCUCCCAGUGUUUUAAAACUGAUAAGCAGAAAUAGUCUUUGGGGCACAAAAGAUGAAAUCAGGUUCCCAACUGACCCAAGUGAUAGAAUGUGGAAACCAACUUCAAGUCCAUCAUCUGCUCUCCUAUUGUCGUACAAUGUUAGCAAUUUCGACAUCAAGUCCAACAUGACCCCACCUCUACAAGUCCUACAAACAGCUCUUACCCACCCUGACCGAUUGGAGAUCCACAGUAACCUUGAGACUGAGGACUAUGAAUAUCUAGUAUUUCUCUACUUCCUAGAAUUAAAUAGCACUGUCAAAGAAGGAAAAAGGGUGUUUGACAUCUAUGUUAAUAGUGACAUUAAAAAGAAGAAAUUUGACAUAUUGGCUGGAGGAUCCAACUAUACAUACACUGUCUUGAACGUUUCAGCAAAUGGUUUACUAAAUUUAACCUUGGUCAAGGCAUCUGGUGCGGAGUUUGGACCCCUUUUGAAUGCUUAUGAGAUCUUGCAGAUGCGAACAUGGAUAGAAGAGACCAACCAAAAAGAUGGGAUCUUUCCUCGAGAUAAUCUGGGACUCUGUUUUAUGCAUGGAUGUAAUUAUUUGGUGAUGCGCAGGAACCUCAGUCACAACAAUUUCAAUGGUUAUAUUCCCUCGUUUCCAGCAUCCUCGUUGUUGAUAUCAAUAGAUCUGAGCUACAAUGAUCUUAUUGGGUCACUUCCAAAAUCAAUUGUCUCACUGCCAUAUUUAAAAUCUUUGUAUUUUGGCUGCAACAAACACAUGAGCAAAGACACUCCAGCAAAUUUGAAUAGUUCACUAAUUAAUACAGAUUACGGAAGAUGCAAAGCAAAAGAUCCUAGAUUUGGACAAGUAUUCGUCAUUGGUGCUAUUACAUGUGGAACACUUUUGAUUGUACUGGCAGUUGGAAUCAUUUUUGUUUGCCGCUAUAGACAAAAGUUGAUUCCAUGGGAAGGAUUUGGUGGAAAGAACUUCUUAAUGGAAACAAAUGUAAUAUUCUCUUUGCCAAGCAAAGAUGAUUUCUUAAUUAAGUCCGUAUCAAUUCAAACAUUCACUUUGGAAGAUAUAGAGGUGGCCACAGAAAGUUACAAAACAUUGAUAGGAGAAGGAGGAUUUGGUUCUGUUUACCGCGGAACUCUAAAUGACAGUCAAGAAGUGGCAGUGAAAGUCCGGUCAGCCACAUCAACUCAGGGAACUCGAGAAUUUGAUAAUGAGCUAAACCUACUUUCUGCAAUACAACAUGAAAACCUAGUGCCUCUUCUUGGUUACUGUAACGAAAAUGAUCAGCAAAUUCUGGUGUAUCCUUUCAUGUCCAAUGGUUCUUUGCAAGACAGACUCUAUGGGGAACCUGCAAAGAGAAAAAUAUUAGACUGGCCAACUAGACUCUCUAUUGCUCUUGGUGCAGCUCGAGGCAAUGUUCACGGUUUGGCAUAUCUUCACACAUUUCCAGGACGUUCAGUAAUACACAGGGACGUGAAAUCAAGCAAUAUACUUCUAGAUCAUAGCAUGUGUGCUAAGGUUGCCGACUUUGGUUUCUCAAAAUAUGCUCCUCAGGAGGGAGACAGUAACGUUUCCCUUGAAGUCAGAGGAACUGCAGGGUACCUGGAUCCUGAAUACUACACAACCCAACAAUUAUCUGAGAAGAGUGAUGUCUUCAGCUUUGGCGUGGUUUUACUUGAAAUUGUGAGUGGUAGGGAACCUCUAGACAUAAAGAGACCACGGAAUGAGUGGAGCUUGGUUGAAUGGGCUAAGCCAUAUAUAAGAGCAUCAAAGGUGGAUGAAAUUGUGGAUCCUGGCAUAAAGGGAGGAUACCAUGCAGAGGCAAUGUGGAGAGUGGUGGAAGUAGCACUGCAAUGUCUGGAACCCUUCUCAGCAUAUAGACCAAGCAUGGUGGACAUUGUCCGUGAGUUAGAGGAUGCUCUCAUCAUAGAAAACAAUGCAUCAGAAUACAUGAAGUCCAUUGACAGCCUCGGAGGAUCCAACCGCUACUCCAUUGUCAUAGAGAAAAGGGUGCUUCCCUCAACUUCAUCAACAGCAGAAUCAACCAUCACAACCCAAGCCUUGUCCCACCCACAACCAAGAUAG